AUGGUGAUGUCGCUGACGAAGACGGGACCCUUGCUGCUGGCCUUGGCGGCGGUGGCUGACCUGUGCCACGGGUCCGGAUCUGGUAGUCCCUUGGAAGACCCGUGUUUCAAGCCAAUUUCGGCGGUCACCUGCCGGCUUUCGCAGGACGACAGCGGAGAAGCGUGCUCGUGGUGUUUGUCCGAGUUGCUCCCUUCCAAGUGUGUGCCGCCAUCGAUGGCCAAGUUUCUACCAACAUUUCUGUUCACAUGUGAUGGUCAGAGCAACGCUGCUGCUGGUGCCGACGGCGAGGCGAAGGCGAUGACGGCGCAGCAGCCCCCAGAGGUCUCCGGCGACGCGCCCGGGCUGCCGGAAGAGGCUACCGCCGCCGCCGCCGCCGGCAGCGAUCCCGCAGAGGACUACUGCGUCACGGCCACGUCGGCGGACGAGUGCCGGAGCAUGGUCGACAAGACCGGCGAGACGUGCUCCUGGUGCACCAGCGAGUCCAUCCCUGCGACGUGCCUGCCGCCGGCGCUGGCGAAGUACCUGCCGCCAUUCGUGUUCACGUGCGACAACAACGCCAACGCCGAGGAGGUGGAGACGACCACCGCGCUCGAACAACAGCAGCAGCGGGAGGAACUGCCCUGGGGGGAGCUCCUCGAACUUCUCGACGACUACCUCUACCGCCCGGAACACGCGGAGAUGGACUGGGCAGAGCAAGGCAGGGCCGCCAUCAUGAGACACCCGGCGGCGCAACAGAUCGGCGAAGACGAUUGCAAGAAGCUGUUCGAAGAGCACAAGACCGCGCUCAAGAAGAGGUUCGCCGGGCAGGAAGAAGUCGAGGUGACCGGCGGCGGUCUGGGAGAGUGGUGCGUGAGCGCCACCACCGCGGAGGAGUGCAGGUCUUCCGUGGACGAGGGCGGAACGACGUGCGUCUGGUGCACGUGCCAGUCCGUACCCUCGGAGUGCGUGCCCGCAGCGACCGCGAAGAAACUGCCGAAGGUGGUGUUCAACUGUGACAACAACCAGGAUGAGGAUGAGGAUGGCACCGCCGCCACGCUGGGACAGGAGGAGCGAGAGAACGCGCUGUUUCGUGACUGGAAGGAGAAACACGGCGUGACGUACGCGGACGAGGAGGAGGAGAGGGAACGCAUGGGCGUGUUCCGAGACAACCUGCGCCAGGCUGUCGACGACGCGGCAACUCCCCGCAGCUACUCCCUCGGGCUGAACCGGUUCUCGGACAUGACCUGGGAGGAGUUCCAGGCGACCCGCCUGGGCUUCGGCAGCGCCCUGAGCGCGAGCCAGAACUGCUCGGCGACCCACGUCGGCAGCCAGUACCGCGCCCUCGGCCUGAGCAAGGGCCGAGCCCCGCCCGCCGCGCGCGACUGGAGGGACCUCGGAGCGGUAUCGGUGGUGAAGAACCAGGACCACUGCGGGUCUUGCUGGACGUUUAGCACCACGGGCUGCCUGGAGUCUCACCACUACCUGCGGACCGGCGAGAUGGUCCUCCUCUCCGAGCAGCAGCUGUUGGACUGCGCCGGGGCCUACGACAACCACGGCUGCAACGGCGGCCUGCCGUCCCACGCGUUCGAGUACAUCGCCAGCGCGGGAGGGCUCGAUACGGAGGAGGUCUACCCCUACAUGGCGGAGGAGUCGGGUUUGUGUUCUUUCGCCGACCGGGGCAUCGGGGCGGACGUGAUGCGGUCGGUCAACAUCACCUUCCAGGACGAGCGCGAGCUUCUUGAGGCUGUCGGAAACACGGGGCCCGUGAGCGUGGCCUUCCAGGUCGCCCCCGACUUCAAGGCCUAUGCUGGAGGCGUGUACGACAACCCUUCGUGCUCAACUCUCCCCGAACAGGUGAACCAUGCGGUGCUGUGCGUGGGGUACGGCACCACCGAGGAAGGCGUGGACUACUGGAUCAUCAAGAACUCUUGGGGACCCGAGUGGGGUAUGGAUGGGUUCUUCCACAUGGCUCGCGGGAAGAACAUGUGUGGUGUCGCAGACUGCGCUUCUUUCCCUCUAGUCCCCUGAAACAACCCUCCCCCCCUCCAGCCUACCUGGCCGCGCAAUCGUGGACGUGAAUGACCUUCGCUUUUGAAGCGCAUGGCGAGGAAGGCAGCUUGUAUGUGUGUCGUCGGCUUGUCAUGCCAUGUGUUGAGCCUCGGGGGGCGUGACAGCGGUACUGCUGUAGGCCUCACGUGCGUAAACGUGGCGUUUCUCGUUUGGUUAUGUCUCGACAUGGACGAAGAAGAUAGCGCGCCUGUGGCAAAUGAUGUCCCCUCCCUUGCUUGAGCUGGUGGUAGCUUUGUUGUUUGUUGUCGGCGGCAAGCUAGUACCAUGCACGCGCGCACACGCGGGUGAGAUCCCUCUCCCCACCUCUCUCACCCCGUGAGCCGAAACUUGUGUCCGACCUAGCUAAUGUUGUGCCUCGUAGCCCCAUCGACUAGCCUCGAGCGAGUUUCGGGUGGCUGGCAUGGUGAGGAUUUUGUUCAGUUGAUGGUGAUGGUGAACGGGCGAGCGAGCGAGGGCGGUGGUGUUGUGUUGUGAUACAGGACAGCACACGCACAAGCACAAGCACGUGGCGCCGGUUCCCUUGUAAAGGUUAACAGGUGCGGGGAUAAGUGUGGACACAUAGUCGAGGGUUGGUUGACGUGUAGACAGGUUCGAUGUGUGUGGUUUUUUGUCUUCACGCUUGCCGGCUUCAAUGGUAGUACAUUGAGUAGCGGGGGUCUUGUAGAGGAGUGUCUUGCCCUAACGCUCUGACGGGAGCGUGCGGAAAUAGGAAGAAGGAAACGUGUUUGGGGCGAAAGCACUUGGUAGGUAGGCAGGGAGGUGAAACUCUCCGGGGGGCGGCUGUGUUUCGGUUUUGGAUCGAUGGUGAUUUUCACACCCAUCCAAACGUAGUUUGUACAUAUCUUGGUCGAUUAUUUUAAACCUAUGGCAGCAAGCUGUCAAGACUUU
Messenger RNA from Ectocarpus siliculosus, 2937 nucleotides. The record is from the annotation of a GenBank genome assembly. Lineage: Eukaryota; Phaeophyceae; Ectocarpales; Ectocarpaceae.